This is a messenger RNA of Oppiella nova, 537 nucleotides long. The record is from the annotation of a GenBank genome assembly. Lineage: Eukaryota; Metazoa; Arthropoda; Arachnida; Sarcoptiformes; Oppiidae.
UGAGUAGAUCAUUAGAAAUAGCAAAGUAAUAAUUGCUAUUGAUAUUUGAAUUUCCCUUUUCAAAGUUUUAGAAAAAUACUUUUGAAUUUAUAUAUUUUAAAAAUGACUGAAACCAAAAUGAAUUCGGCAAUAUGUGAAACUGAGCAGGUUCAUCAUGUGAAGACCCCGUAUAAACGAGAGCUGGUGUGGCGUAACAUAAUACUGAUGACUAUAUUGCAUUUGUCAGCUCUGUAUGGCUUUUAUUUAGCCAUAACUGCGGUUCAGUUUAAGACAAUUAUAUUCUUCAAUUUUAUUGCUUUCUUUUCAUCGUUUGGUAUUCAGUGUGGAGCUCAUAGACUAUGGUGUCACCGGACAUUCAAAGCCAAACUCCCCCUUCAGGUCAUACUAAUGGUGUUGCAGACAAUGUCCCUCCAGAACGACAUAUUUGAAUGGAGUCGCGACCAUCGCCUGCACCACAAGUACUCGGACACCGACGCCGACCCACACAACUCCAGUCGGGGUUUCUUUUUCUCACACGUGGGUUGGCUUUUAUGCAAA